AUGGAAUUAGCACAAAGGGAAUCUUCCAGUCCGAGACGAUCGAACGGCAAACUAACACCGCUCGAUACUGUCCCAGAGGACGAUGUGAGUAGACCAGGGAAUGGGAAUACCUGUCGGGAAGGUAUGUCUGACGACAUCGACAUUAACGAAAAUGAAAGCCCUUCGGAAAGAGACAUUAUCCAAGACAACACAUGUGGAAAAUCAAGAGAUGGACUAUGUAAUGCCUUUCGUGACAGACUGCGGAGGAUUCGAGGAAACUGGUUACAUUCCUCAGUCAGCCCCACCACGAAUGAAGUCACUGUUUAUGUUAAAGGAGAGAAGGAAUACGCUGCAAACAUUCCUCUACCUCUGAAAGAAGACAAUAAUGAGGAAACCCUCCCCAACAGCAUUGCUUCACCACGUAUACAAAGAGGGUGUUUCUUUGUGCCUUUCAUUUCUAUCAUUCUUGUUGUUAUCUUUAUCAUGUCGGCUACAAGCUUAACUUUGGUGAUAAUGAUCAUAAAUGGCAAAAUUGUUGCAACAGAGGAUGGAGCUGCAAGCCUAGCUAAAGGUAUUUAUUAGUUGAUGAAUACUUUUUUCAAAUUAAUCAGUAUUACGUAAACGUACCACAAUUUUCUAGCUUCGACUGUCUCUCUUGUAACAUACAUGUACAUUCAAAACUUAAUGCCGAAGAGCAAGACUAAACUUAACUGUUUUGAAAAUUUCUCAACUUAUCCAAACAUUUUCUUGUUCACUGUAUCGCGACCGGCGUUCGCAUAGAGGAAAUCCAGGGAUAAUUUCAGUUUCAGGAAUGUUUAUGUUCAAAUGCAACCGGCGGAGAUCAGCUUUUGCUUUAUUAGUCAAUUACCAACCGUCAAAUGUUAUCAUAUAUUUUCGUCAAACGGAAAUGCCUACUGCUAAAGUUAAGUGCGCGGAACAUGGAUCGAUUUAA
Messenger RNA from Porites evermanni, 931 nucleotides. Lineage: Eukaryota; Metazoa; Cnidaria; Anthozoa; Scleractinia; Poritidae. The record is from the annotation of a GenBank genome assembly.